GGAAAUUUUGUUUUUAUCACUCUCACUAUUUCCAUAUCUAGAGCUGUCAUCAUCACAUUUAAGGUAGAAUUCACAUGGGAUCGCGUCAGGUUAUUCGAUCAGGACAUCGUUCAAGCGUUGGAUACUGUCGAAUUGGAGAAGCUGGCAGUUCGAAAGUUAAAGAUGAGCGCAAAACAUGCCAUGGAUGUUGCCGAAAGAUUGUACAAUAAGGGAUAUAUCUCAUAUCCAAGAACCGAAACCAACAAAUUUCCUCCUGACAUCAAUUUGUCGUCACUCCUCAAUAAACUAACGAGUUCUGCUCUAUGGGGUGAUUUUGCCAACGAGGUGUGCUGCUUUUCAAGCUAUGAAAUCUCUGGUCCCGUAACCUUCUCCAUAGAUCCUGGAGCAUGGCCCGAAUCCACGAAAUGUGGGUCCUUACAAGGAGAUGAUUGGAGAAUCUAUGAACUGAUAGUACGACACUUCCUUGCUUGCCUUUCAUGGGAUGCUAAGGGACAAGAAACGCGAGUUGACUUGAGGAUCGGUGGCGAAAUAUUUCAUGCUACUGGAUUGUACAUUCAAGAUCUAGGAUAUUUAAGAAUUUAUCCUUAUGAGCGCUGGAGCGACAAGACAUUGCCAUCCUAUGUUGAGGGUGAACAUCUACACGAUUACCAAUUGAGAAUUGCUGAUGGUCAGACGCAACCACCGGAAUUACUAAACGAAGCGGAUUUGAUUGCCUUGAUGGAUAAAUAUGGCAUUGGAACAGAUGCAACACAUGCGGAGCACAUCGAGAAGAUUAAGACAAGACAGUAUGUGGGUGUGCGAGAGGAUGGACGCUUCAUUCCUGGUUACCUCGGGCUUGCUCUCGUUGAUGGUUACGAUGCAAUGGGUAUUUGGCUACCUUGCCCUCUAUGA
Molecule: messenger RNA, 891 nt
Organism: Strongylus vulgaris
Lineage: Eukaryota; Metazoa; Nematoda; Chromadorea; Rhabditida; Strongylidae
Source: the annotation of a GenBank genome assembly